Messenger RNA from Paramecium sonneborni, 1142 nucleotides. The record is from the annotation of a GenBank genome assembly. NCBI's taxonomy places the organism in Eukaryota, Ciliophora, Oligohymenophorea, Peniculida, Parameciidae.
AUUGUCUUUAGAUAUAUUUCAUGUCCAAAAAGGGUAAGAAAGGGAAAAAAGGAGAAGACAACGAUGAAUCCACAACUUAGAUAAUGAGAUUUUAUAACAGAAAGAUCUAAAGUCUUGGAGUGGCAUAAAAUAAAAUUUUUGUUUAGGCAGUUGCAUAAGCAUUAGAAAACCAAGAACAUUUGACGACAGUAAAUAAUUAUUCAUUUAAAUUAGCUUCACAUAAUUGAAGAAAUAGGUCCUAAUGCAAUUAGAGGUAUUUUCGAAGCUUUAAUGGAUCUAAAGUAAAUAAAUUAAAUUAUAAAAUAGUUAUAAACAUUUGGCUAAUAUAUGGUUGAUCAAAGCAGGUUUGGGAUUAAACAAUAAUGAAGGUGUCAAAUAUUUGGCUAAUUAUAUUUAAAAAGCAUAAAAUACUAAAAUUUUGGAUUUGACUGAAAAUGAAAUUACACCUUAAGGUUGUACUUAUCUAGGUUAUGCCUUAUCCCCUGCUUUCAAGGUUCCCUUAUAAGAACUUGUACUUGAUUUUAAUUAUAUUGGAUGUGAAGGAAUGAAAGAAUUAAGUAAAGGCUUGGAAAUGAAUAGUAAUAUUAUUUUAACUAUUCUUCAAUAGCAACAAUCAGAAAGCUUUCUUUAAAUUAUUGUCGAUUAGAUUUAGAGAGUGUUAAAUAUCUUUAAGACAUUUUAUCCUUUGUUGAUUGUGAUUUAAGAUAUUUAUUUUUAGAGGGUAAUUUUUUAAGAAAUCAAGGGUAUUUACAUAUUUAUUUUUAGAGUUUAUUAAUUAUUUAGGGCUCUUGAAACUAAUGAAUGGUUAGAGGAAUUAAAUAUUGCAAAUAAUUAAUUUGGAGAAUCUGAAGAUGUUCCUCUUAUUGAAAAAAUUUGUGAAGUAUUAACCAAAAAUAUUUCAAUAUAAGUUUAUGAUUUUAGAGGAAAUGCUUUAUAUGAUGAUUGUAAUUCAUAUUUUUAUUAAAAUAGCUGCCAAAAAAUUUUUAGAAUGUAUUAAAAUGUACAAAACAGUCUGUAGACUAGAAGUUCCUAUUGAAAUUUAAAAUGCAAUUCUUGAAGAGAUCAAAAAAGUUACAAAAAAAAGAAAAAGAAGAAAGAAUAAAAAAAAAAAAUCUAAAAAAAAAAAAAAAGCAAAAAAAUGA